UACAAGUAUACGUGUAUAUGGUGGUUCACACUUCCUAACUGUGGUGAUUAUAGCCAUCAAUUAUAGCCCUAGGCGCUAGGCACCUGACUAACAUUGGGUUGUUGUGUCCUAUACAAUGGCUAGACAAGAGGAGCUCUCUACGGCCUCCACAGCUGGCUAUGGUCUCCAGUGGCCGUGGCCUAUCUACACCACUGAGAUAGUCAAUCUGAGCAACUCAUCAGCAUCAGUGUGUAUAGAAGAGAGAUCGUUGGCUGGCUACCUGGAGAUCAGUGUGCUCUGCUCAGCAGCACUGAUUAUCGUUGUACUCAACCUGGUCCUGCCCAGAUGGAGGGAGAGGACACUACAGGGAUGGACACAACUAGUGGUGCCUGUCAAGUUCCUGGACUCUACACGAUACCGAGUGAUCUACUGUAUGGCUCUGAGUGCGUGGGCGGGGGACGUCCUCAAGAGUGUCUCUGACUCCACCCAGUUCAUACGGCACAAGGACAAGGCACUACUGGACGCCUUCUACUUCUUCAUAUUGUCCCCGACUGUGAUUAUUCUGAAGCAGACGCUGGCCUACUUCCCAGUGUUGGCCUGUGUGGAUGGACCACUCCCCCUCCUCUCACACACACUGGGAUGCCUCCACACUCUACUACUGGGCAGCCAUAGUGUCUACUCUGAGAGCCUCCAGCUGAGAGGCUGCUCACCUAAAGGAGUCAUGACUACCAGAGAUAUGGUAUUAUCAGGUUUCAUCUCUGCCCCUGUGUACGUGAUCUACCUGAUAGUGGGGGUGUGGUUUCUCUUCCAGGCUCUCCUAGAGCUACCCCUCGUCCUCUGCACCAGACACAAGGCCUAUCAGAGUAUCUCAAGUUAUUAUGACAACAACCCGUAUUACACUCAUGUUAGAGGACUUCUUAAAAGGAGAUGGAGACCUACUGGUAGGAUGGUGGUCAACAUGCACACUCUCCGUAACUAUCUGAAGAGAGGCCUCGGCUAUAUCACGCCUUACCACGGUGGGUAUAGAUACCCUCUACCAUUCGUCAGUGCUAUCAGUAUGGCAGUCCUCGUUGUCUAUCAGCUUGCCCUAUCACUAGGCUAUGCCACUGUCUCGUACACUGAGCAGUUGAUGCGCUGGGUGAGGGAGUUUAAUAUCACCGUGGAAACAAUCGAGCACUUAUUCCCACAACUCAAGCCAAAAGUUGACGAUAUUUUCUACAACGCCAAAAGCUUGAUACUGGCAUUCAAUAUUUUGCUUCCCAUGGCCGUGUAUGUGGCGUCUGCACUGAGUGUCUUCUUCUUGUUCUAUAUGGUUCAACAACACCAUAAGCUGAUGGUGGGAGCAUGCCGUGGUGAGCUCUCCUUCCUAGUGUCCUCAGAGCCACUGCCAUCACUAUCAUACAGACUGGCUGCCACCAUGAGGUACUCGGCUUUCCAGUUCUCCCAUAUCAUCUUCUCCUGGUUUAUCUACUUCAUUGCCCUCACUGUCAUCAUGACCCUCGGCCUGCUCACCUACUUCUUAUUCAGAGUAACUCCAGACAUGGGCACUCACAUAUGGGCGUGGUUCAUGGUCCCCCUGAUGUGGGGGGCAGUGAUGCACCUGGUUCAGGGGUUUCUCUGUCAUGUUGUCUUCCUCAAAGACAAGACUGUCUCAAAAACUGGUUUUGUACCGCUCAGAUUCAAAUCACUGUAUCAGAUUCUCUCCUUUGUGUUCUUUUUCUUCAAUGUGAUCUACGGCAUUGUCAUGUGCUUUCUUCGAGUGUUGGGGAUGCUUGUAUUCACUAUCAUCAUGCUGUUCAGAAUAGACAGGGAUGUGUACAUGAGGGGACUGGAGGGAUGGGAUGUGGGUUAUCGCACAUUCAUUGGGUACAUGUACAUGGAAGUGACCAACAACCAUCCAGUGGUGAGGGCCUUCCUAGCACUGCUCCAGGAGACCACACCCUCCCAACGGACGUCACUCAGAACACCCUCUGAUAACUCAUUGGCAACCAUUGACCUCACUUCUAGCGGCAGUCCCAGUAGAGAAGCUAACGGACUUCAUCACAGACACACUGCUAAAGGAGAAAUGGCGCUGCCGGUGGCAAAGAGGACAAGUGAUAAAGGUCUUGUUGGAAUGAGAACAGGGAGGUCAAAGUCCAGAUGUGCCCGGAAUCGGUGGUUGGUAGCGUACACUCUCCUGCGUAACCCAGCACUCAGAACACUCACUGCUAGCUCUCUUAGACAACUCUCUGACAUUCAGUAUAGAACAUUUUAACCGUUAUUGUAUGUGUGUGUGCUGUGUGUGUGUGUGUGAGCUGGCUCACAUUUAUUUUUGUUUGCUUGUUGAG
Messenger RNA from Halichondria panicea, 2306 nucleotides. RefSeq names its product receptor for retinol uptake stra6-like. Gene Ontology annotation, molecular function: retinol transmembrane transporter activity; signaling receptor activity. Lineage: Eukaryota; Metazoa; Porifera; Demospongiae; Suberitida; Halichondriidae. Gene Ontology annotation, biological process: vitamin A import into cell. The record is from RefSeq and is a predicted model, not a curated record. The coding region runs from base 116 to 2233 and encodes 705 amino acids. Gene Ontology annotation, cellular component: plasma membrane. The transcript has 19 exons.